CCUUUUCAAUUCUCCUAAACAUGUCUGGACGCGGCAAGCAGGGCGGCAAGGCUCGCGCCAAGGCCAAGACCCGCUCGUCCCGCGCCGGCCUGCAGUUCCCCGUGGGCCGCGUGCACCGGCUCCUCCGCAAGGGCAACUACUCGGAGCGGGUGGGCGCCGGCGCCCCGGUCUACCUGGCGGCCGUGCUGGAGUACCUGACGGCCGAGAUCCUGGAGCUGGCUGGCAACGCGGCCCGCGACAACAAGAAGACGCGCAUCAUCCCGCGCCACCUGCAGCUGGCCAUCCGCAACGACGAGGAGCUCAACAAGCUGCUGGGCCGCGUGACCAUCGCGCAGGGCGGCGUCCUGCCCAACAUCCAGGCGGUGCUGCUGCCCAAGAAGACCGAGAGCCACCACAAGGCCAAGGGAAAAUAAGAGCAUGUUGUACCCACCCCCAAAAGCUGAUAUGAUGACCAGAGGACAGCCUGAUGGAUUCUGUUCUCCUCCUCCACCAUGCAGCUUCCACGGGUUUCAACUAAACUCCUAAGGUUUGGGUGCAAAAGCCCCCACCUGAUGAAGCAGCUUGCCACCUCUCAUCUUUGGAGUGCUGUCCAUGCCAUUAAUCACAAAUAUCUUGCA
Messenger RNA from Peromyscus californicus insignis, 617 nucleotides. RefSeq names its product histone H2A type 1-B. Lineage: Eukaryota; Metazoa; Chordata; Mammalia; Rodentia; Cricetidae. Gene Ontology annotation, molecular function: protein heterodimerization activity; structural constituent of chromatin; DNA binding. The coding region runs from base 21 to 413 and encodes 130 amino acids. Gene Ontology annotation, cellular component: nucleosome. The transcript has 2 exons. The record is from RefSeq and is a predicted model, not a curated record.